Messenger RNA from Papaver somniferum (opium poppy), 2560 nucleotides. RefSeq names its product potassium transporter 5-like. The coding region runs from base 1 to 2346 and encodes 781 amino acids. Gene Ontology annotation, biological process: potassium ion transmembrane transport. Gene Ontology annotation, molecular function: potassium ion transmembrane transporter activity. Gene Ontology annotation, cellular component: membrane. NCBI's taxonomy places the organism in Eukaryota, Viridiplantae, Streptophyta, Magnoliopsida, Ranunculales, Papaveraceae. The record is from RefSeq and is a predicted model, not a curated record. The transcript has 7 exons.
AUGGAGGUAGAAAAAGCUAGUGAAGAAAAUGAUGGAGAAAUAGUAGCUACUAGUGAUAAUAAUACUGAAGAAAAUCAAAAUUGUGAAGAGCAAAAGAAUGAAAUCUACUCUCUUAAAAAUAGCAAGAGUUUAGUCCGUGUGGACUCAUUUGAUAUGGAAUCGGGGAAUGUUCGAGGAACUUCUAGCCGUCGAUCUCAGGCUAUCAAUUGGAGUUCGAUAUUGAAACUCGCAUUUCAGAGCAUAGGAGUCGUAUAUGGUGACUUAGGAACGUCCCCAUUAUAUGUUCUUGCAGGAGUAUUUCCAAAUGGAAUCAAACAUGAGGAUGAUAUUUUGGCUAUAUUAUCUCUAAUCUUCUAUUCACUCACUGCUAUAACUUUGAUCAAAUAUGUAUUUAUCGUCCUACGAGCAAACGAUAACGGGGAUGGAGGUACUUUCGCUUUAUAUUCUCUAAUAUGCCGUUAUGCAAAAGUGGGUUUCAUUCCAAGCUACCAAGCCGAAGACAAAGAUGUCUCAAAUUAUAAACUCAAUGCACCUAGUAGGAGGUUAAGUCGUGCUUCUACAGUCAAAUCUUUGCUCGAGAACAGUCCAUUUGCUAAGUAUUUGUUGUUGUUUAUCACAAUGCUUGGUACUUCUAUGGUCAUCGGAGACGGGAUUCUCACCCCAUGCAUCUCAGUUUUAUCAGCGGUUGGGGGUAUCAAGGUAGCUGCAACAUCUCUUACUGACAAUUUGGUGAUGUGGAUAUCGGUGGUGAUUUUAUUCUUAUUGUUUCAAGUACAAAGGUUUGGAACAGACAAAGUUGGCUAUAGUUUUGCGCCAAUUCUUACAAUCUGGUUCAUAUUUAUUGGUUGUAUCGGUAUAUACAACUUCAUAACACAUGAUCCAACAGUAAUCAAAGCUCUCAAUCCGAUGUACAUUGUAUACUACUUUAUAAGGAAUGGAAAGGAUGCUUGGAUUUCGCUUGGUGGCGUCAUCCUUUGUCUCACAGGUUCAGAAGCCUUGUUUGCAGAUUUAGGUCAUUUUAGUGUCAAGUCUAUUCAGAUAAGUACCUGUACUAUUGUCUUCCCAUCUAUUGUUUUAGCCUACACCGGUCAAGCUGCUUAUCUAAGAAAGCACCUUGAUGAUGCUCCUCAAGCUUUUUACAAAUCUGUUCCAAAACCUGUGUACUGGCCGAUGUUUGUUUUGGCGGUAUUGUCUGCGAUCAUUGCAAGUCAGUCACUGAUCUCUGCUGCAUUCUCGAUCGUUCAACAAUCUCUUGCACUUGGAUGUUUCCCUAAAGUAAAAGUGGUGCACACAUCAGCUAAGUACAAGGGACAAGUAUAUAUUCCAGAAAUCAACUACUUGCUUAUGUGUGCAUGUAUUGCUGUUACACUGUUUUUCAAGAACACCUUGACUAUCGGCAAUGCUUAUGGAAUAGCAGUGAUAUUUGUAUAUUCACUCACAUCUACGCUACUUGUUCUUGUGAUGGUUAUGAUAUGGAAGACGAGUAUCUUCUUGAUCAUAGCCUAUGUUUUUACUAUAAUGCUUCUCGAACUGCUUUACUUGACCUCGGUCCUCUACAAAUUUGUUGACGGUGGUUAUCUGCCAUUAGUUUUCUCUGCUGUCAUGAUGUGUGUCAUGUACACAUGGAAUUUCGCAUAUCGUAUGAAGUACACAUAUGAUCUUGAAAACAAAGUCACACUCGAGAGACUAAAACAGAUAGCUGGGGAUCCAGAGAUUAGAAGAUUACCGGGCCUGGCCGUGUUCUAUUCAGAACUAGUUCAUGGUAUUUCCCCAAUUUUCACUCACUACAUUGAUAACAUACCAGCGAUACAUUCAGUCCUCAUGUUUGUUACAGUCAAAUCCUUACCAAUAAGCAAAGUUCCUGCUGAGGAGAGAUUCCUAUUUCGACGUGUUGCACCUCAUGAGCUAGCCAUCUUUCGAUGUGUUGUAAGGUACGGGUAUACUGAUAAACAAGAAGACGGAAAAUCUUUUGAGGAGAUGUUAGUAGAAAGACUGAAGGAGUUUAUCAGGGAUGAAUUACUUUUUAACUCUGGACCAGCUCAAAUUAAGAGAGUUGGUACAAGUAUUCUCGAUGAUUCAAUAGCUAGAGCUGACGACAAUCCUAGGAUUAGCAAUGAGGUGAUGCAAAGAGAGUUGCAUAUGGUAGAAACUGAAUGCAGACAUUCUGGGGUUACUUAUUUGCUUGGUCAGAAUGAAGUUGUGGCUUCAAAGGAUUCUGGUUUAGCUAAGAAAAUUCUGAUCAAUUACGCUUAUAACUUCAUAAAGAGGUUCUUGAGAAAACAAGAAGAGGUAUUUGUGAUUCCUCAAAAGCGUUUACUGAAAGUCGGGAUGACAUAUGAACUUUGAGUGACGAUGGCAAAGUGGUGCCAACAACAAAGAAAAGAACUGGGGAGUUUCCUAAAGAGUUCAGAAACAAUAUCUUUUUUGUUGUUAUGUUUCCCUCUCGUUGGUAUACAGUUGGUUCUUUGUUUUUUUCGGCCAUGUGAUAAACAGAUAUCAUAUGUAUUAUCAUUGUUUUUUUAUAAUGUUGUCACAAAUAUAUAAUCAAUGAAAUAUCUAU